AUGAAAGCAACCAAUGUUGCGCUGUUGUUAUAUGCAACAUUUGCCAUAGAGGCUGCCACAGCGGCUACGCAGCUAGGUAAUACCGCGGUCGAGGUUACACUCUCAGAGCCAACAGCUACAACAUCUCAAACAACCGCCGCACCGACGACACGAUAUAAUGCCACAGAGAGGCCUUUUUCAUACUCAAGACCCCCGUCAAUAUCUUCUCCCCCGUCUAUUGCGCCUAUGACGAGCGUUAGAGUCAAUGAUAUCAACGCAACCACUUUACCAUCAGCAACCGAGAGUAUAUUUGGGACAGGAGAGCCAAGUCAAAUAUCGAUGCCAAUCCAUGGCUUAUUUACAAACUCAUCCGCUACCGCCCGUGGCAAUGCUGAUGAGCCAGGGCAUCCGUCAGGUGUCCCAAUGACAGGCGGCAAAGUUGAAACUUUUCCGACGAAUUCUUCUUCUCUAAUAACUACGACUUCGACAGAGCCGUGUAGUUCAUUGCCCAGCGAUAGAGCUGUUACCGAAUAUUCUAUAAUUUAUACUUCGACCAUCACAUUCUAUGGCAACAGUACUGAUUACACUCCUCCUUAUUCGCCCCUGACAACGCCGAAUUAUUGCUCUCCUACAGGCGAAGCUCUCAUAACAUUCUACAGUACAACCCACGUAUCUAACUCAACUGCGAUAGAGACGGCGUCGCCUCUGACUACGGCUUCUCCAACAGCUGACAUCGGUGUACCAGCCCUAGUUGCUCCUAUUCCCGCCAUUACCUUUUCGUUUGAUCUUCCAGAGAUUCUUACACAGACGCCUGAUGCUACUGGCGGAGAUGAAGGUGGAAUAAUUAUCACCAUCAAGCCGUAUCGCUCAUUCACUCGUCGGAUAAUUACCUUUAUCACAACCGAUAAGAACCCAGCUGUGGUUUUUUCACCUGAACCAACUCCUGAUUAUAGUCCCACUUGGAUUACUGGUAUUGGAGAGGGUGUUCAUAAAACCAUUGAUGUUAUAAACAGUCCGCCAACCGAUACACCCAUCUCCAAUAACCUUAUUGAAAGCGUGAAGCGACCUCCAGCUCCUACUUUUCAAGUCACUGCUGGAGGAGACCAAGUUAUUAUCAACGAAGAGACGAUAUCUGGCCUGAAACCGAGCCAAACAACAACCAUCACUGUCGGGACUGACGUUUUUACGAUUCUUCCAACUGCAGUCGUUGGUUUCGGUUCAACAGUCACAAAGCCUGCACCUCAAGAAAUAUCCACUCCCACCUCAGCUAUCACAUCCGGGGUCUUGGGUGGAAUUCCGGUGAUAAUCUCAGGAACAAAAGCUGUGGUUGACGGUACUACCUUGAGCAUCUCGCCGCAGAUGGCUACAACUACCAUUAAUGGCCACAAGGUUGCUCUUGGGACAGGAACUAUAGCUAUCGACCAUGAGACGCUAGUUUUCCAGAACCCCUCGCCUCGACCAACUCAUGAGAUUAUUACAGGAGGAGAGAUGAUCACAGUUAUAGGCAGUUCCAUAGUUGUUCUACACUCUACAACCAUCACCUAUGGCGCGAAUAUUGCUCUAAAGCAAACAACCUUCAACGGCGAGACCAUCUCAAUCGGUCCAAGGGGCAUAUCUUUCCACGGGACCACUCUAGGAGGGCCCUCGGCAAACUCCACCAACACGGAGUAUGAGAUUGUAGGCGGAGUCACUGUGGGAAAACUUUUGCCAUCUCUUGUAGUAGUCAACGGGGAAACCUAUUCGAUUAACAAAGAUGGCGAUCUGAAAAAUAUGGAAACGACAAUCAUUGCCAACCAAACCAUCACCAUCGGCCCCGAGGGCUUAAUUUUAUCGUCUCAAACAUUGACGUACCCAGGGAGCUCUGUCACUGCUACUUUGUCGCCUUCUAUGCCGGACUUCCCUGCCGAGACAGCAAGUCAGAGCAGUGACGAGGAAAGCGGCGCGUUUUCAAUCCGUCAAAAACUCGGUGCCUUUUACGUUUGCUUAGCAUUAGUAGGCGUUUGGGUGAUCUUCCGAGAUGCAUAG
Trichoderma atroviride IMI 206040 is the source of this 2004-nucleotide messenger RNA. NCBI's taxonomy places the organism in Eukaryota, Fungi, Ascomycota, Sordariomycetes, Hypocreales, Hypocreaceae. The record is from RefSeq and is a predicted model, not a curated record.